Tachyglossus aculeatus (Australian echidna) is the source of this 3688-nucleotide messenger RNA. RefSeq names its product glutamine--fructose-6-phosphate transaminase 1 (gene GFPT1). The record is from RefSeq and is a predicted model, not a curated record. Gene Ontology annotation, biological process: protein N-linked glycosylation; carbohydrate derivative biosynthetic process; UDP-N-acetylglucosamine metabolic process. The transcript is spliced from 20 exons. Gene Ontology annotation, molecular function: L-glutamine:D-fructose-6-phosphate transaminase (isomerizing) activity; carbohydrate derivative binding. Bases 576 to 2690 code for a protein of 704 amino acids. Lineage: Eukaryota; Metazoa; Chordata; Mammalia; Monotremata; Tachyglossidae.
CUCCUCUGCUCCCCUGCUCAGUGCUCCCUUUUGCACAGAGCUCCCCCUGCUCCCCUGCUCGGUGCUCCCCUCUGCACAGAGCUCCCCCUGCUCAGUGCUCCCUUCUGCACAGAGCUCCCCCUGCUCAGUGCUCCCUUCUGCACAGAGCUCCCCCUGCUCAGUGCUCCUCUCUGCACAGAGCAUCCCCUGUUCAGUGCUCCCUUGCACAGAGCUCCCCCUGCUUAGUGCUCCCUUGCACAGAGCAUCCCCUGCUCGGUGCUCCCCUCUGCACAGAGCAUCCCCUGCUCAGUGCUCCCUUGCACAGAGCUCCCCCUGCUCAGUGCUCCCUUGCACAGAGCUCCUCUUGCUCCCCCUGCUUAGUGCUCCCCUCUGCAGAGAGCUCCCCCUGCUCAGUGCUCCCUUCUGCACAGAGCUCCUCCUGCUCCCCUGCUCAGUGCUUCCCUGCACAGACCUCCUGCUCCCGUCAGUGCUCCCCUGCACAGAGCUCCCCCUGUUUUCCCCUGCUCAGUGCUCUGUCUGAUCAGUUCUCCCUCUGCUCCUCAAGUGUUCCCCCUGCUCCUCAGUGCUCCGGCGCCAUGUGCGGGAUAUUUGCUUACCUGAAUUACCACGUUCCUCGAACAAGGCGGGAGAUCUUGGAGACCCUUAUUAAGGGACUUCAAAGGCUCGAGUACAGAGGAUACGAUUCUGCAGGGGUUGGAAUCGACGGAGGUAACGACAAGGAUUGGGAAUCGAACGCCUGCAAAAUCCAGCUCAUCAAGAAGAAGGGGAAGGUCAAAGCCCUGGAUGAAGAAGUGAACAAACAAGAAGACCUGUACCUGGACAUUGAGUUCGACGUCCACCUCGGCAUCGCUCACACCCGCUGGGCGACUCACGGGGAGCCCAGUCCGGUCAACUGCCACCCGCAGCGCUCCGAUAAAAACAACGAAUUUAUUGUGAUUCACAAUGGAAUCAUCACCAACUACAAAGAUUUGAGGAAGUUUCUGGAAAGCAAGGGCUACGAUUUUGAAUCCGAAACCGAUACCGAGACCAUCGCCAAGCUGGUCAAGUACAUGUAUGACAACCGGGAGAGUGAUGACAUUAGUUUCACCACCCUCGUGGAGAGAGUAAUCCAACAACUGGAAGGCGCUUUUGCACUUGUGUUUAAAAGCGUCCAUUAUCCUGGACAAGCGGUAGGAACCAGGCGGGGAAGCCCCCUGUUGAUUGGGGUUCGCAGCGAACACAAGCUCUCCACUGACCACAUCCCGAUCUUGUACCGAACAGCCUUACAAACUAUUGAUCAUUCUAUGGAUGGAAUAUCCAUAGAACAAGAAGAAGAUGCCUUCUUCACGUGCAAAGACAAGAAGGGGAGCUGCGGCCUCUCGAGGGUGGACAGCACCACCUGUCUCUUCCCCGUGGAGGAAAAAGCCGUCGAAUACUACUUUGCUUCCGAUGCCAGCGCCGUGAUCGAGCACACGAACCGCGUCAUCUUCCUGGAAGACGACGAUGUGGCGGCGGUGGUGGAGGGCCGCCUGUCCAUCCACCGCAUCAAGCGGACGGCGGGAGACCACCCCGGCCGGGCCGUGCAGACCCUGCAGAUGGAGCUUCAGCAGAUCAUGAAGGGCAACUUCAGUUCGUUCAUGCAGAAGGAGAUUUUUGAGCAACCAGAAUCUGUGGUGAACACGAUGAGAGGAAGAGUCAACUUCGACGACUACACUGUCAACUUGGGCGGUUUAAAGGAUCACAUCAAGGAGAUCCAGAGGUGUCGGCGUUUAAUCCUCAUUGCCUGCGGAACCAGUUACCACGCGGGGAUGGCGACUCGCCAAGUCCUGGAGGAGCUGACGGAGUUGCCCGUGAUGGUGGAAUUAGCCAGCGACUUCCUGGACAGGAACACGCCCGUCUUCCGAGACGACGUCUGCUUCUUCAUCAGCCAGUCGGGGGAGACGGCGGACACCCUGAUGGGCCUGAGGUAUUGCAAAGAGCGCGGGGCGCUCACCGUCGGGGUCACCAACACGGUGGGGAGCUCCAUCUCCAGGGAGACGGACUGCGGGGUCCACAUCAACGCCGGGCCGGAGAUCGGCGUGGCCAGCACCAAGGCUUACACGAGCCAGUUUGUGUCCCUGGUGAUGUUCGCCCUCAUGAUGUGCGACGACCGAAUUUCGAUGCAAGAAAGACGCAAAGAAAUAAUGCGAGGCUUGAAAGGGUUGCCAGAUCUCAUCAAGGAGGUCCUGAGCAUGGACGACGAGAUUCAGAAGCUGGCCACGGAGCUCUAUCACCAGAAAUCCGUGCUCAUCAUGGGCCGGGGCUACCACUACGCCACGUGCCUCGAAGGAGCGCUGAAAAUCAAAGAGAUCACGUACAUGCACUCGGAGGGCAUCCUGGCGGGGGAGUUGAAGCACGGCCCGCUGGCCUUGGUGGACAAGCUGAUGCCCGUCAUCAUGAUCAUCAUGAGGGACCACACUUACGCCAAGUGCCAGAACGCUUUUCAGCAAGUGGUGGCCCGCCAGGGCCGCCCCGUCGUGAUCUGCGACAAGGAGGACAGCGAGACCAUCAAGAACACGAAGAGGACGAUUAAAGUCCCUCAUUCAGUGGACUGCCUUCAGGGAAUCCUCAGCGUCAUCCCCUUGCAGCUCCUCGCCUUUCACCUCGCUGUUCUCAGAGGAUAUGACGUUGAUUUUCCGAGAAAUCUGGCCAAAUCGGUUACUGUGGAGUAAAGAGCGACGGAAACUCUGAGGGGCAAAAGCCAAGCAAAGACAGUCUCUUGGUACCAAAAGAACUUGAUUUCUAGAGUCGCUUCUUCCCACCUCGUUUUGGAGAUUCCUAGAUUACCGUUGAUUAUUCCGUUUUAUAACUGGGGGGGAAUCCCGCUUAUUUUGCCAAAAUCGAAAGGGGUUAGAAACGAGGAGCUUCUUUAAAGAUUGCCAAAUGUUUAAUUUCUGAGAUCCCUCCGUCCCUCUGAAAGGGUUGGGUUGAAUUAAACCGUUGCCGUGCUUUAUUCCUCCGGACCGAUAAGGUGAUUGUGGAUUGGAAAUACCGAAAGCCUGUGCUGACGUCUGCCCGCGUCCGGAGGAUGAAUUAAGCUCCGAUUGGAUCUGUGAAUCGAUCAUUUGUAUUUAUUGGGCGCUCACUGUAUGUGGAGCAAUAUACUAAGCUCUUGGGAGAGCAUUAUACCGGACGCAUUCCCUGCCCACGAUGAACUGACAGUCUGUCGGACGUGCUGCUCUGAUUUAAUAAUAAUAAUAAUAAUGAUGCUGAUGAUGAUGGUGGCAUUUGUUAAGCGCUUACGAUGUGCCAAGCAUUGCUACUCUUGAGAUGUAAAUUGGGUUCUGUUUGGCCUUUGCCUGAAUCUGUAAAAGCCAAGGCCUUGACUCUCGGGUGAAAUUUAUGCCCUUAGUAAUAAUAAUAAAAAUUUUGGUAUUCCGCGCUUGCGAUGUGCAAAGCACUGUUACUCUGGAGAUGUAAACUGGGUUCUGUUUGGCCUUUGCCUGAAUCUGUAAUAGCCAAGGCCUUGACUCUCGGGUGAAAUUUAUGCCCUUAGUAAUAAUAAUAAAAAUUUUGGUAUUCAGCGCUUGCAAUGUGCAAAGCACCGUUACUCUUGAGAUGUAAAUUGGGUUCUGUUUGGCCUUUGCCUGAAUCUGUAAAAGCCAAGGCCUUGACUCUCGGGUGCAAUUUAUGCCCUUAGUAAUAAUAAUAAAAAUUUUGGUAUUCAGCG